Messenger RNA from Fusarium subglutinans, 594 nucleotides. RefSeq lists its product as uncharacterized. Bases 1 to 594 code for a protein of 197 amino acids. NCBI's taxonomy places the organism in Eukaryota, Fungi, Ascomycota, Sordariomycetes, Hypocreales, Nectriaceae. The record is from RefSeq and is a predicted model, not a curated record. The transcript has a single exon.
AUGGAAGCCUCACCAAUAACAGUGGCUGUUGUUCACACUCCAUACUGGAAUCUAUCAGAUGUCGCUUUCCUCAGAGAAGGACCGCACAACGUGUUGAUGCCUGCACUCCUUUACCUCCGAGCCACAGACAUCGAAACGGCAUAUUCAACGCCUCGUCCGUCGCAACACUCCCACGAACGCAAGAGAAAACGACCUCGCCGAAAUGAUGGCGAGUCAUCAGUUCGGUUGAUUCAUCAGUUCUCGCCAAAGUCAGACGAAGAGCAUUCUAAGUCAUCUCCGUGCUCAGUCGACUCCAGUGACUCGACCGGCGACCAUGAUAGAGAUCCUGCGAACAUUCUUCAUAAGUUGAAUGCGACGGAGCAUGAACGCUUACUACUACAUGAACUCGAAGAUGAGAUACGUCAAGACGGAUAUUACAGCUUGGCUCAGUCAACACCAAGCUUUGCACCAGUAUCCAAGAGAAUCAGACAUGAGCUCGAUGCCUUGAGGGCGAGGGAACAGAAGUCGCCAGAAGAGGAAAAGGACGAAUAUGAGCGGUGGGUGAUGGGCUCAUGGGAUAAUUUGUUCUCAAGAGCAUCUGUCUAUCCAGAGUAA